Messenger RNA from Racocetra fulgida, 292 nucleotides. Lineage: Eukaryota; Fungi; Glomeromycota; Glomeromycetes; Diversisporales; Gigasporaceae. The record is from the annotation of a GenBank genome assembly.
GGCAAAAACGAAAUACAACAAUUUGUUGAUGAAACACCUAUUGUUGUAUGGAAUAGUUACGGAAUGCAUCAAAAUAAAGAUCACUUUGGACUUUUCGGGUUAAAAGACCCAAAAGUUCAAGCAUUAUUAACUAAUAGAGCAAAAAAAAAUAUACAUACAACAUGUACAUCAUUUUACUGGAAUGACGAGUUAGUUUUACAACAAAUUUUUGACUUAUAUAUCAAACAUAGAAAAAUUUCAAUGCCUAUCGAUAAUUGGAAAGUUCUUUUUACAAAAUGGGUAUUACAACAAA